Phymastichus coffea is the source of this 500-nucleotide messenger RNA. RefSeq names its product histidine-rich glycoprotein-like. The transcript is spliced from 2 exons. The coding region runs from base 46 to 465 and encodes 139 amino acids. NCBI's taxonomy places the organism in Eukaryota, Metazoa, Arthropoda, Insecta, Hymenoptera, Eulophidae. The record is from RefSeq and is a predicted model, not a curated record.
CUGACUUUCGCGUAGUGAACUGACUCCCUCUCUCACCUUAGCAAAAUGUUCAAGCUGGUUACAGUGCUGAGUCUGUUGGGCGUGGCGUGCGCGGCGCCCGGAGGCCUGACCGGCCACAUCGUCGACCACGGACUGGGCCACAUCCACGCGCCCAACGUGGUCGACCACGGACACCCGCACCACGUGUCGGUGAUCGCCCAGCCGGAGCCGGUGCACGCGCCGGCCCUGCACGCAGCUCCGCUCCACGUCGAGCACCACCACUCGGUGCCCGUCAUCCACUACCCGGCCCCGGUCGUGCACGCUCCUCUCCACGGCCACCUCGAGCUCGGACACGGCCACGAGGAGAUCCACGCGCCGCACCACCAGCCGCCGGCGCCCCACGUCCACGUCCACCCGAUCGUCACCAAGACCGUGCUGCCCAGCCACGACCACUAUGUGCCCGUGCAUCACCACGCCAUCCAUUAGGGCCUACGCCCACAUGCCAGAAACGUCCAAUUAAC